Molecule: messenger RNA, 714 nt
Organism: Ostreococcus tauri
Lineage: Eukaryota; Viridiplantae; Chlorophyta; Mamiellophyceae; Mamiellales; Bathycoccaceae
Product: unnamed product
Exons: 1
Coding region: 1-714 (237 amino acids)
Source: RefSeq, a predicted model, not a curated record
AUGGUGAAAGUGCGCGUGCGCUCCCGAGAGGAGCUGGCGAAGAUCGAGGAGAAGCUGUGCGAAGCGGUGCUCGAGACGCUGGACGCGGCGAAGCGAGACCCGGGAUGGGACCAGGCGCGCGCGAAAGCGCUGAAGCGACACCUGUACGCGAUGACGGAGCGCGUCCUGGGGAGCGUUCGGGCGAAUGUUUUGUGUGAAGGUGAUGGCGCGGAGGCGGGCGCGAGGAAGGUGAGCGAGAGUGAGAUUGCGGAUCCGGAGCUGGACGCGCUCGAGGCGGAGGUUGCGGAACUGAGCGCGCGCGUGGCGGAACAGCGCGCGACGGUUCCGGGUGAGGUGGCGAAGAAUUACGCGGAACGAUUGAUGGAACUUCGACCGGUGGAGAGCGCGGAGGGGGAGGAUGACGAUGCGGGAUCGAGCGGAGCCGAAGCGCGCGUGGACGGCGAGGCGAUGGAGGCGCUGCGCAAGGAGUUGGACGCGAAUCUGGCGCAGAUGCCCGAGCUUCAGGCUCGAUUACAGGAGGCUUUAUCAAAGCUCGGUAGGCUCAUGGGUGAAUUGGACCUUCAAAGACAGCGCGCGCCCCCGGGAACGAUCGAGAGAGCCAUCAACGCGCCCGCGGGCGGCGACACGCCGGCGACGGGAGAGCUUGCACCCGGCGGUGACGUCGCGACUCGCAGGCGAUUGGCGCACGAGUUGCAACCUAUACCCAUAAAGUGA